AUGAAGACUACACUAAAAAAACUUGUUCAUUUCCCAGAGCAAUUCACACCUGAAGAUGCUGAAUCAGCAGUGAAUGAUAUUAUGAAAGGCUCAGCUACACCAAGCCAAAUUUCAGCAUUCUUGGUUUCCUUAAAGUUACAGCAUAAAGAUAAAGAUCCAAGAAUCGUGGCUGCAUGUGCAAACGCGAUGCGUAGUCAUGCUCGAGUGGUGCCUUAUGAUGGACAUGAAGAUCUAGCUGGGAGCGUUGUAGAUAUCGUAGGUACAGGCGGAGAUGGUCAUAACACAUACAACGUGUCAACUACUGCUUCAAUUGUUGCAGCUGGUGCUGGUGCAAAAGUAGCCAAACAUGGUAAUCGUGCUGCAUCUUCCAAAUCAGGAUCUGCUGAUCUCAUGGAGGCCCUUGACUGUCAGAUUGCACAUGUCCAGCCAGAUCAAGUUGCAGGCAUUAUUGAUCGAACCAAUUUUUGUUUCCUAUUUUCACAAACUUAUCAUCCAGCAAUGAAGCAUGUGGCCACAUUACGAAAGGAGAUUGCAGUACCCACAGUCUUCAACAUGUUAGGGCCUAUGAGUAACCCGGCAAAGCCUGCUCGGGUAGUCGUAGGCGUACAUUCUCCUGAAAUAGGUGAACUCAUGGCAAACGCAUUAAAGUUGACAGGUGUAAAGGAGGCGCUGGUUGUUUGCGGGGCUGAAAGAUUGGAUGAGAUUAGUACAGAAGGCGAGACUAAUUAUUGGAGAAUUCAUGAAGGUGGUGAGAUUAUUACAGGCACUUUACAUCCAACAAGGGACUUUGGUCUAAAGACACAUCCACUAUCAGAAGUCAAAGGGGGUGACUGCUAUGAAAAUGCAGAAAUUUUGAAGGAUUUACUGGAUGGAAAACUACAAGAGGAUCAUCCAAUUCUAGACUUUGUCUUGCUAAAUGCAGCCGCAUUACUUGUCGUCUCUGGGAUUUCAUCUGACUUUAAGGAUGGCGUCCAAAAGGCCCGAGCAUCGAUUCAAAAUGGUCAAGCAAAGCAAGUGCUGGAAAUCUUUAGAGAAGAAACUCUAAAAUGUGCUUAA
Rhizopus microsporus ATCC 52813 is the source of this 1056-nucleotide messenger RNA. Its product is annotated as anthranilate phosphoribosyltransferase. Gene Ontology annotation, biological process: L-tryptophan biosynthetic process. The record is from RefSeq and is a predicted model, not a curated record. Gene Ontology annotation, cellular component: cytosol. The coding region runs from base 1 to 1056 and encodes 351 amino acids. Lineage: Eukaryota; Fungi; Mucoromycota; Mucoromycetes; Mucorales; Rhizopodaceae. The transcript has 4 exons. Gene Ontology annotation, molecular function: anthranilate phosphoribosyltransferase activity.